This is a messenger RNA of Hevea brasiliensis (rubber tree), 2179 nucleotides long. Its product is annotated as ABC transporter G family member 9-like. The record is from RefSeq and is a predicted model, not a curated record. Lineage: Eukaryota; Viridiplantae; Streptophyta; Magnoliopsida; Malpighiales; Euphorbiaceae. The coding region runs from base 91 to 2019 and encodes 642 amino acids. Gene Ontology annotation, molecular function: ATP binding; ABC-type transporter activity; ATP hydrolysis activity. Gene Ontology annotation, cellular component: membrane. The transcript has 4 exons.
UAAUACUGAGAACUACUUAUAUUUAUAUUUAUAUUUAUAUAGAUCUGUUUAUAUUCUCUUUCGAUCUUUUGGCUAUAUAACAGUACAUAAAUGGAGCAAGAGAUGGCGGACAUUGAAGCACAUGCUAAUAAUGAAGAGCAUAGAGCAAAAGCAGCCGCCAUCUUUAAGAGUGUUAAUCGUCCUGUUACUUUGAAGAAUCUAGUGAAACAAAUUUUCAACCUGAGAAGACACUAUAUAUUUAUUGUACAGUUUGAAGAUGUGGUCUACAAGGUUGCACUCAGUAAAGCAGGCUCAUGUCAGAAGGGCAUAAAACUUGAAGAAAAAGUGAUCUUAAAAGGAAUCACAGGCAUUGUUCUGCCAGGUGAAAUGCUAGCCAUAUUAGGUCCUUCAGGGAGUGGCAAAACGACGCUAUUGACUGCCUUAGGGGGCAAACUUGGUGGACACCUUGGCGGUGCAAUAACCUACAAUGGCAAGCCCUUCUCCAAUGCAAUGAAGCGAAACACAGGAUUCGUUACUCAAGAUGAUGUUUUCUACCCUCACUUGACUGUCGUCGAAACAUUAAUCUUCACUGCCCUUCUGAGAUUAUCUAACAGUCUAACAAAAGAAAACAAAAUCAAGCUGGCUGAGGCUGUGAUUAAUCAACUUGGUUUAAAUAGGUGCAAGAAUAGCAUAAUAGGGGGGCCGUUCUUGAGAGGGGUUUCAGGAGGUGAGCGAAAAAGAGUUAGUAUAGGACAAGAAAUGCUCAUAAACCCUAGCCUUCUAUUCUUGGAUGAACCAACUUCAGGUCUUGAUUCUACAACAGCUCAAAGGAUUGUUUCCAUUGUCUGGGAGCAAGCGAAAGUGGGAAGAACAAUUAUUACGACUAUACACCAGCCUUCAAGUAUGCUGUUUUACAUGUUUGAUAAGGUGCUAUUGUUAUCAGACGGGAAUCCUUUGUACUUUGGGAAAGGAUCUGAAGUAAUGGAUUACUUUUCUAGCGUUGGAUAUACACCUUCAGUUGCCAUGAAUCCUUCGGAUUUCAUUUUGGAUCUUGCAAAUGGUAUAUCACCAUGUAGCGAUUCGAGCGAUAACCAAGCCACAGUCAAGUCUCUAGUUUCUGCCUACAAGAGCACUCUUUCUGAAAAAUUGAAGGCAGAGGUUCAAGAAAUUGAUAAUCAGCUUCAAGAUGGAGUAGAAGAUAAGCAGUUUGAAAAGUGGGCCACAACUUGGUGGCAACAGUUUACAGUGUUGUUUAGAAGAGGAGUGAAAGAAAGGAAACAUCAGUCCUUUUCUGGUCUCAAGAUUGGGCAGGUCCUAGUAGUAGCCUUGCUUGCAGGUUUAAUAUGGUGGCAAUCUGUUACUUCGCACUUGCAUGAUCAAAUUGGGCUCCUCUUUUUUUACUCUGUAUUCUGGGGUUUCUUCCCUCUAUUUCAAGCCAUCUUCACCUUUCCCCAAGAACGCAGAAUGCUCGCAAAAGAGCGAUCUUCAGGAAUGUAUAGGCUGUCAUCAUAUUUCAUGUCAAGGAUGAUUAGUGACCUUCCCAUGGAACUUGUCCUUCCAACAAUUUUCGUUACCAUAACCUACUGGAUGACAGGGCUUAAACGCACAGCUCAAAACUUCUUACAAACCUUAUCUGUUCUCUUAUUUAAUGUACUAGCAGCCCAAGGUCUAGGCCUGGCUCUUGGUGCAGUGGUGAUGAACCAAAAAUCUGCAGCUGUACUAGGAUCAGUAAUCAUGCUAUCCUUCCUACUAGCUGGUGGGUACUAUGUCCAACAUGUUCCUCCCUUCAUGGGAUGGAUUAAGUACAUCUCCAUUAGCCAGCACGCAUUCAAGCUCUUGCUGGGAUCUCAGUACAAUUCUAGUGACAAAUAUCCGUGUGGUAAUAGUGGGGAUUUUUGCUUGGUUGGGGAUUAUCCUUUAAUAAAGAUUGUGGGGCUUGAUAGGCAAGUUCUCUCUGCGAUUGCUCUGGGGAUUAUGCUUGUGGGUUACAGGGUCAUUGCUUAUCUUGCUCUUAUGAGGGUUGGAGUGACUAGAAAGUAGAGUGUGCAUUAUAAUCUCUGAAUUCUGGCUCUCUCAAAUACUUGUAAAAAAAAAAAAAAUUUGAGGAUGAGCUAACUGGUUACAAUAAGUAACCCCAAGCAUUUCAAUAUUGUACAAAACCAAGCAACCGCCAUAAAUAAUUGAAAUUUAAUUUUCUAAU